AUGGCUGGACAAGGCACCGGUCCCUCACGGCGCAGUCACACGAAGAGCCGUAAAGGCUGCAAGACUUGCAAACGGCGGCACAUUCGCUGUGAUGAGACCUUCCCUCAAUGUCGAAAUUGCACCAAGCAUCAAGUACGAUGCGACUAUAUGGAGACGAUAAACACAGAUGCUGAGAGCCAGUCGAGUCCAGAGCAGUCUUCCCUCGUGUUUACCCCCGGGACCGAGAGCAGAAUCGACCUCUGGCAGCAGACGGGCAGUUUUCCUUAUCCUAGCCUGCAGGUCUUCCCUCCACCGCAGACGCAUGAGUACUCAAAGACCGAGCUCCGCUUGAUUCACCACCUCUCUACUAUCUCGAACGAUCUCUUGCUCAAGAGCACCUCGAACCUCACAAUAUGGACGCAGAAGAUCCCUAAGUUCCUAAGCAUAGCAUCUUCUUACCCCUAUGUCAUGCAUGCUCUCCUGUCAUUUUCUGCGAACCAUUUGGCUUGGAGCCAGUCAUCAAACGAGACGCGGAACUUACAUAUACAUCAUGGAACGAUCGCACUUCGCGGCCUACAUGAAGCAAUCGGCAACUUCUCACACGCCAAUGUCGAUGCAGUACUGGCAGCCUCGCUACUGCUUCUUUGGCAGGCGACUGACUGGCGAAGCUGGUCCUCACUGCGCGCAGGAAUCCAGUCGGUCCUGUCUGCAAUGCAGUCCUGGAAGCACGAAUCGAUAUUCGCCGAAUUCAUCAGCGAGGAAGAUGUCAUCGGCAGCCCUCAAAGCUCGAUGAGACCGCAGCCGGCCGUCCCAACGAACGAACGAUAUAUGAUCCUCUCGAACACAACCCAAGCCUUACAACAAUUACAGCGAAUGUUAGCUGGUCACGAGGCCGAAUCGUACUGGAUAGGACAGCUACUACAGUACCUGCAACGGCUACAGUCAUCACAGCCUGCGUCAUCGCCCGAUGAGCAGUUCAGUCACCUCUAUCUGCUGCGGAAAUGGCUGUUCUGGGUGCCAGUGCUGUUGCUACAGCGUCAGGGAGGUCAAGGACCUGCAAUGCUUACACUUGCGCAUUUCUAUGCAACAGCACUGGCGCUGGAACCUUUGUAUCCCGACCUUGGAUCAGCAUUCUGCGCGCGGAUAGCGCUGGUACCACUGGAGACGAUCAUCAGCGUCACCGAGGCUAUGCAGUCUCAGCGCGCAAUGGACCAGCAGUCAAUGGAGAUUGCUUCCUCCAUGCAGUUCCCGCAACAAACAGCCUUAGGUUUCAGAAACAGAAUGAUGAUGGAGACGCAGCACGGAAGAAUGAAGCAGGGGCAGGCGAUGAUGGGCGUCAGUCACGAUACGUUCAGCUACACCAGCAUCGGGAACCUCAGCCCAGCGUUUGCACCCUCGCCUCUCCACAGUACGGCAGCCCAACAGACCCAGCCACCGACUUCACAUGCUUCUUACCUGGAGGUGCCAGCCACACAAGCGGGCUUCAGCUACGGCACGCAGAGCUGGGGAGCUAUGCCAUCGCCUGGUUUCCCGCCUCAAGCGUACGCCGCGCAGGAUGAGCAGUUGUAUGGCUACUCCUUGGGCGGCUUUCGCGGCGACGGGACGCCAUCAAACGACCCAGGGGCAGGACCCUCCAACACCCACUACCAGCAACAAUAUUGA
This is a messenger RNA of Fulvia fulva, 1641 nucleotides long. RefSeq names its product Zn(2)-C6 fungal-type transcription factor afumD. Gene Ontology annotation, biological process: regulation of transcription by RNA polymerase II. NCBI's taxonomy places the organism in Eukaryota, Fungi, Ascomycota, Dothideomycetes, Mycosphaerellales, Mycosphaerellaceae. The transcript has 4 exons. The coding region runs from base 1 to 1641 and encodes 546 amino acids. Gene Ontology annotation, molecular function: zinc ion binding; DNA-binding transcription factor activity, RNA polymerase II-specific. The record is from RefSeq and is a predicted model, not a curated record.